This is a messenger RNA of Pogona vitticeps (central bearded dragon), 4008 nucleotides long. The record is from RefSeq and is a predicted model, not a curated record. Lineage: Eukaryota; Metazoa; Chordata; Lepidosauria; Squamata; Agamidae.
UUCUGAGAAAACAGUUUCCCAGACAUACAGAUUAAGGACAAUCAAAUGUCACUUUGAUGCUAGGAAGAAAGGGAAGGGCUCCUGUCCCUGUAAAGGAGCCCCACCCAACAGUGAGGAAAUAAUGAGAGAUGUAACUCUUCACCGGCUUGGGAGGUAUCCAUGAUCUCUUUUAGCUUGGGUAAAGAAGGUUCAUUAGAGACAGAAGGAAAAUUAAAAGAUAAGAUAUGAAGAAUGUCUCAGACAUUGAUAAAUUCUCCAAAAAUUGGCUGAAAUGAAAUUCUCAACGUGGACACGUUUUUCAAUGCAUCUCAAGAUCCCCUGAUAUGAAUGGUGUUUUUGUGGGCAGUAUGACCAGAAUUUACUGAAGGUGAUACAGAAGAAAUAACAGCCUUUUAAAAAGCACCAGGAAGGUUGCUGUCAAUCAGAAGUGUCUAACACCAAGAAUUCUCUUCUGCCAAAGGACAUUUUCUGGAGAGAGGACAGAAAAAUUGAAGGGACAUGAGGUCCUGGAAGGUUGUUUUGACCUUGAGCCUUAUUUUUUACACCACUAUAGCUCGGGAAGGCCCACUUUUGAAAAACCUCAACUGUUCCACUGACUACGAAUCAUUCACCGCCUGCACUUGGGUUGAACACCAGGAGGCAAAGGAUCUUCUCAACAUGACCCUUCUCCACAAAAAUGACUACUUGAACCUCACAAAGCUGGCAUGCACUUCCCAAAAAGUAGGUUCUUUGAUACGCUGGGACUGCUGCAGAAACCAAACCAUUUUCAAUAUCAAAGUGAAAAAUACCUUCAUUUUCAAACCAGAACAAAAACUGGAAGUUCAGAAGAAUAUCAGCCUCUUUGCUGAUGUCCAACCUCCUCCACCCCAGAAACUAAGCAUAAAUGUCACCGAAGAAGGUGACUUCCUAUUGGCAUGGGAAGCAGGUGAUGGAACAAACAGAAGCCUUUGGCUAGAGGGAGUAUUGGACUUUGAAGUUGCCUACAAACGAAUUUGGGAGACUUGGAAGGAAUCUUCCAGUUUCUGGGUCUCAAAUGCCUCCCACAUCCUCCUCCAACAUGAUAGACUUGUGCCUGGGAACACUUACGUAGCUUGUGUUCGAAGCAAACCAAGUCAAGCCAGUCACCUUUCUGGACGUGUCAGUGAUUGGAGCCCUGUAGUAACCUGGAAUACACAGUCAGGUGAAAUUGAAGCUCAGCCGAAAAACCUUCACUGUCGAUUUAAUGGCAUUGAUAGGCUAAAAUGCAGCUGGGAGGUGAGGAAAGAGGUCACCAGUUCUGUUUUGUUUGCCCUCUUCUACAAAGACAAUCCAGAAUCAAAAGAAGAAGAAGAAUGCUUCCCAGUCCAUGAAAAGAAAAUCUCUCUCUCCCAUCUGGGCAGCAGCCCUGAACACGUGUUGCAAAGCUGUGAGAUCAAUGUCACCAACCCCCAAAGACAAAGCCAGUACCUGGUAACUGUACGACCAAAACAGGAGGAAAAAGUGGUGGAAGCAGCAAAGCAAAUCAAGGUGAAUCCACCUUAUAAACUGUCUGCGACAACGCUAAACAGCCAGGCAUACAAAUUGGAGUGGCAGGCCAAAAAGACCCUACAUAUCCCACAGAUGUAUCAAAUCUCAUAUUGGAAGUCUGGAAGCCCUUUGGAGGCCAAAUAUGUCAACGUUAGCAAGGGGGACCAAUGGUUCAUCUUCACCACAAACGUUUUAGAACUGGGCACAAGUUACACAGCAAGGGUGCGGGCAAAAGUGCAUGGAAGUUAUGAGGGCCCAUGGAGUGAGUGGUCUAUGGAAUUUCACUGGACAACAGACAAAAGUUUUCUAUCCUGGGUUAUUCCACUGAUAGCAGUGAUCUCUAUCAUUCUGAUGAUGGUGGGCAUGUACUGUGGCCAUGAAUACCUUCAGAGGAAGAAAAAGGAAUGGGAAGCAAGGAUCCCAACUCCUCCUAAAACAUUUUUGCUUCCAAACUUUUUUCAGAAAGUAGAAUUGCUGGAUGGCUCAGAGGGUGACAGCAACAGCAGCAUUUUAGAGUUGGAAGGGACUGGUUAUACAAAGAUCUUGAACAGAGAAUCGCUGGCAACUCAUUCAGCGUCUCUUCAAGAUGAAUUGGGGGAAACAGAACAGUUUUCAAUCUCCUCUCAGAAGGGGGACAAAGAAAUCCCAAGCGCUGGCAAAGUGGGCCAAUUUUUGGCACAAACUAUUACAGAUAAUAGACCAGCCAGCAGUCCUAAAGCUCAGAUCUUUGGUUCUGAUGGGCCAAACUUCUCUUCUCAACCAGAAUCUUUUCCAUCUGAUAUUUGUCAGGAUAGAGAAGCUGCCUCUUCUCAACGGAAGGGGAUAUCAAUGUGGCUGGAAAAUGUGGGACUGCCUCAUUGCUUGGAGUCUCAGCAGCCACCAGUGGAGAAAGAGAAAGGGAUGCCUUCCUCAUUUUCUACCAUUCAUGAGUAUGAGGAAGAGAAGCAAUUACCUUCUGCAAGGCAAAAAGGAUCUCAAAGCAGCAAGUUGGAGAAAGAAGGAAACAAUGGCCGGGAAGUACAACAUGUUGCUGGCACAAAUAGCCCUUGUCAGAAUGGAUGUUUGAACUACAUUGCUAUUGAACACCUAUCAAUGAGCAGCGAUAUGGAUUAUUUACUUCCGGUACCUGCAGUGGCUUCAGAGGAAAGAAGAUCUACCUGUGACAGUAUGGCGACUGGUACACCCGAAACAAUAGAAGAUCUUUCAAGUCUGGAGAUGCCUGAGAAGAAACCUGAAACUGUACUCAUGGCUCACAGUCAAUCCCUGGCUGUUCUUUCAGCAGCCUCCCACCAAAUAUUUGAUGACUAUGUUACAGGCCUCCCUGCUCCCCCUGGGCUUUCAUCAAAGGAAGGGCUUCCUUUCUCCAUAGAUGAGCCUAAGCAUGACAAGGACUUCCUGAUCUUCCACCCAGACAACCAUAGCCCAAUUUUCUUAAGCCAGGUGGGGGACUACUGUUUCUUUCCUGGCUCCAAGCCAAUCAAGGAAGCUUGUAAGAGUCGAGCGGGAACGGUGGGAUGUCAGCUUUCAGAAGCCAAUCAAAAAGGUGAAAAAUUUCCUAGUGAGGACUGGAGCAUGCUACAGAGCCCCCAUCACUCUUGCUAAGAUCUGAGGUCUAAACUCCACCCCACCUUCCACCCCUGGCAUGUUAAGGGAGAUAAACAUGCUCCCUAGCUCUGCUGCUGCUCAUCAUCAUCAUCAUAGAAUUACAGAGCUGGAUCAUUGAGUCCAGCCCUUGUCAAGGAGGCACAGUGGGGAAUCAAGCUCUCACGUUAGGGCUCUGCAGCCAGAGACUGAAACCACUGAGCUAUCCAGCAGUUCAGUUCAGCAUCAGUCAGCUCAGCAGGAGUGACUGAGAAAUCUUUGCCCUUGGCUGAGCAAUAAUAAGCAACAGAGGAUGGGAGCUGGUUAAUCUUUCUCUGUGUGUGUUUUUGAGAGAGAGAAAGUAUGGUAUGGUUGGGGUGUGUGUAUUUGCAUGGAUGGUGUGUGAGACAGUAGAAUCACCCUGGAGAACUAUAAUCUCAAGUUCUUGUCCAAUUUAUUUUAUGUGCCAUCAGAUCACUUCCAGUGUGUAGCAGCUUGGUGAAUUAAUCAAUUCCCAUAGUCUGUCAGUAACAGUCUUGCUUGGGUCUUACAAACCCAAAGCUAUGUCUUCUUUCAUGGAGUCAAUCUAUCUCAUCUUAGUUCUACUUCUUUUCCUGAUGCUUUUACCUUUACCCAGCAUUUUUGUUUUUUCCAGUGAGUUUUGGCUUGUCCCGAUGAGUCCAAAGUACAAUGGCCUCAGUUUAGCCAUUUCGGCUGCCAGUGAGAGUUCAGGCUUUGGCAUUACUGAACUUUAACUGUCUGCCUUCCUCUGGAUACAGUAUUUUUUUUGUUGUUGUUUCUUAUUUUUUAGAACAGGGGCACGCAAGUUCCAGGGAUUGGAGGUGCCUGUGGCGUUCACCCUUAUUAUGCUGAAUAGGUUAUGCAUUAUUCUAUGCUGAUGUGGUUGAGAGGUGGGGCCAC